This is a messenger RNA of Cladocopium goreaui, 735 nucleotides long. The record is from the annotation of a GenBank genome assembly. NCBI's taxonomy places the organism in Eukaryota, Dinophyceae, Suessiales, Symbiodiniaceae.
AUGGUGGCUGCAACAGUGGCCCUGGGUAACAGUUCUGUCAGCAACAGCCACGUGGCAGGGCUAUGUGAAGAUCAUCGACUUUGGAGUUUGGGUCGCCCAGUGACCACCCAGGAAGCGACCCAGUGGAACAUGGUUUCCAAGAAACUGGGCGAGUUGGAAAGUCGUACCUACACUGUGGUCGGCACACCCCACUACAUGGCUCCGGAGGUCUUUCAGGGCAAAGGCUACGGGGUCGAAGUGGAUUUGUGGUCCCUGGGCAUCAUGCUCUUUGAAUUUGCUGGGGCCCUCAGGCAUUGCCCCGCACCCCAGGUCUGCGGUUACUUACCCUUUGGCACCAACUUGGUCGAGCCGCGACAAGUGUGCUCCGCCGUGUUGCGAGGGAAGCUGAAAUUCCCAUCUGCCUACAAGGACGAGAUUGGCCGCGACCUCAUCAAAGGCCUUUUGACACAGCCGGUGCUAAAGCGGCUCGGCGCUGGUGUGAACGGUCUUCAGGACGUCUUCAAGCAUCCCUUCUUCGAGAUUCCAGGCCCCUCGAGUAUGUUCGACAAGCUCUUGGGGCGUGAAUUGGAACCUCCCUAUACACCCGGACCUUGGAGGCCGCCCACGGAUCAAAAACGACCUCACGGCUACUCAAAGGAACAGUUCGAGCUCUUUGAGCAUCCCUUCUCCAAAGGUCAGGGUCCCGAGGUGGUAAAGCAGAACGGCUUCUUCUGCAACCUGGCAGCUGAAGUGUAG